GACACCAGAGUCCAUGAGAGAGGAGGAGCAGGAGGAGCAGUAGAGGAGCGGAAUGGAGGAGGACAAGCAGAACCCGGAGCACCGGAGCAACAAGGUCCGGAGAAGACAAGCAGCAGGCUCGUCCUCUGAUAGCAGCGAUGUUGAGGAACAGAGAGGAAGAGAGGAACUUAUACAUCACCACUGUGACAAAUCCUUAACAACAUCUGGAUCUUCAAAAAUUCAUCUAAGGAUCCAAACUGGAGAGAAACCAUACAGCUGUGACCAAUGUGAGAAAACAUUUUUUCGCUGCAGUGCCCUCAAAGCCCAUCAACGCAUUCACAUUGAAGGGGAACUGUCCAGUUUUUUCCAAAGUGGGAAGGAUUUCACAAAGUCAGGGACCUCAAGAAAACAAGACAUUGACACAGCAGAGAAACCUUUUAGCUGUGAUCAAUGUGGCAAAGCUUUCACGCGAUCAAGAUACUUGAAAGCCCAUCAACACAGUCACACAGGAGAGAAGUUGUAUAGCUGUGAUCAAUGUGGCAAAACUUUCACGCGAUCAAAAUACUUGAAAGCCCAUCAACACAGUCACACAGGAGAGAAGCCAUACGGCUGUGAGCAAUGUGGGAAAAAGUUUUCCCAUAUCACCUUAAUAUCUCAUAAACAUAUUCACACAGGAGAGAAACCGUACAGCUGUGAUCUAUGUGGCAAAGCCUUUGCAUGGUCAGGGGCCUUGAAAGUCCACCAACGUAUUCAUACAGGAGAGAAACCGUACAGCUGUGAUCUAUGUGGCAAAGCCUUUGCAUGGUCAGGGACCUUAAAAAUCCACCAACGUAUUCACACAGGAGAGAAACCAUACAGCUGUGAUCAAUGUGGCAAAGCCUUUGCACAGUCAGGGGCCUUAAAAGACCACCAACGUAUUCACACAGGAGAGAAACCGUACUGGUGUGAUCAAUGUGGAAGAUUAUUUGCCCGGUGCAGUAAUUUGAGUGCCCAUCAAUGCCGGCAUGCAGGAGAGAACUCGUACAGCUGUGACUAGUGUGAGAAAGUUUUUGUUGAACGGUAUGACCUAAAAAUCCACCAACGUGUUCACACCAGAGAGAACCCGUCCUGAUGUGACCAGUGUUGGUAGUGACAUUAAAGCCCACAAAUGUGUUUUUGGACAUUUUCAGGGCCAGGCAAACAUCUUCCACCUGCUUCCUACUUUUGUCUUUGAUUAUUUUUAUCUGUUUUUUAUUUCAACUGUAACCCUAUGUUGGACCACCAGAUUCCUCCCUGUAGGACUCCCAUGUGUGAGAGCUGACCACAAACUUUUCAAAAUCAAUCAUGCAACUGUCCGGGGCAAUGUUGCAGCUCACAGUGCACCCGACCCUGAAGCGUAUCUCUGCGACUGGUGAGCCCACGGGAUGGUGACUCCAUGUUGAUCUUUGGGACUGUGCCCCACGAGCCCCAUGAGUCAAGUCCAUGUAGAUAUAUAUAGGCUGAUUGACCAAAUAAGCAUUUGAAAACUGAUAUUGAUGCCUCUUACCAUGGCUGUGAUCAAAGUAUUUGCAUCAGCCUGAGACCUCUAUCACAGACAGGCUCUGCAGUCUCAGACGCUGUCCCAGACAGGGGCUCU
Messenger RNA from Epinephelus fuscoguttatus (brown-marbled grouper), 1594 nucleotides. Its product is annotated as zinc finger protein 239-like. The transcript has 2 exons. Bases 53 to 1015 code for a protein of 320 amino acids. Lineage: Eukaryota; Metazoa; Chordata; Actinopteri; Perciformes; Serranidae. The record is from RefSeq and is a predicted model, not a curated record.